GAUUUAAAGCUAUAUCUUUAUCUGUAUGGACGUCGUCCAGCGUUCGUGAACCUUUUUUUACAACGCGAGGAUAUUAAGAAAGAAAUAGCCUCAAUUUCUGUAAAACUAUAUGAGUAUGUAACUGAGAAAAAGGUUAAGGUUCAACCUCCUAUGGAGGAUAUUUUCAAUGCCUUCAAAGGGAUAACCAAAUGGAAUAUUAGGGUAGUUAUCGUAGGUCAAGAUCCAACUCCAAUACCAGGUGAAGCCACCGGUAUAGCGUUUAGUUUAAAACAAAACUCAAAUCCAACUUCUGUUUCCACGGGCAACAUACUUAAGCUACUGGACAGGCAUGGUUAUAAGGUUAAUAUGAAAAGCGGUGACCUAACAAGUUGGGCAAAACAAGGUGUGCUUCUCCUAAACAGCGCACUGACCAUUACUGUCAAAUUGUCGGAUUCGGAUUGGCAUCAGACGCUUUGGAAAAAUUUUACAGAGGAGCUGAUUAAACACAUCAGCGAAAAAACAGAAAAAAACAUUGUAUGGAUGCUUUGGGGACAAAAAGCAAAAAACUUCCGUCAUUUCAUCCAAGAAAGGCAUUUAGUUUUGGAAGGAGUGCAUCCCUCCCCUAACAAUGGUGAUAAGUUUGCGGAACAAAACGAUUUUUUUAAAGAAGCAAAUACGUUUUUAGAAAAAAAUGGACGAGAAAAAAUCAAUUGGAAUUUAGCAUAA
Molecule: messenger RNA, 705 nt
Organism: Porites evermanni
Lineage: Eukaryota; Metazoa; Cnidaria; Anthozoa; Scleractinia; Poritidae
Source: the annotation of a GenBank genome assembly